Messenger RNA from Athene cunicularia (burrowing owl), 3842 nucleotides. RefSeq names its product ectonucleoside triphosphate diphosphohydrolase 6 (putative) (gene ENTPD6). The record is from RefSeq and is a predicted model, not a curated record. Gene Ontology annotation, cellular component: Golgi apparatus; membrane. Gene Ontology annotation, biological process: nucleoside diphosphate catabolic process. The transcript is spliced from 14 exons. Gene Ontology annotation, molecular function: GDP phosphatase activity; UDP phosphatase activity. The coding region runs from base 1175 to 2503 and encodes 442 amino acids. Lineage: Eukaryota; Metazoa; Chordata; Aves; Strigiformes; Strigidae.
UCAGCCGCGCAGGGCGAGAGCUUUUCCUUUGCGACAAAUCUCAUCGUCCCCUGGCAGAGGCAGGGGAGAGUCCCGGUUCUCUUAAGGAAAACCGGGGUGGGGGGCUUAUGCUGGUAGGCUGCUCCCCCAUCCCCCUCACCCUUCCAGCCUCCCCUUUCCCGCGGUCGAGACUUCUGUCUCCUCAGAGGAUCACCCGGGUCCUGCUGCUGUCGGAAUCCCACGGCACGUUUUUAGCUCUCGCGUAGCUGCAGUUGAGGCCUUUCUGCCACCAGGAAGGUUGGAGUAACCACCCCGUACAUGUGUAGUCAUUGCCACCUACAUCCCUGGCUGAUAGAAGGCAGAAGGAUUUUUCCAUUGCUUUUUAUUUGUUUAGGGUGGGGUUUUUUGGGUUUGGGUUUGGGUUUUUUUUUUUGCAAUGCCAUCUCUGAUUUCUGUUUUGUGACAGUGUAAGUACCUUUUCCCCUAUUGCUGAUCUAUUCGUCAUGUUUAUUUGUGCUUGGGGUUUUACUUUCCUCCAUUUUUAUAAAAGUGUGUCUUGCCCAUUUUUGGGAAUACACCAUAAUCACCUUGAAUUUAAAUUCAUCCCCCUCAUGCCUUCCAUACACCUCCUGAAUUUGUAUCAUCAAGAGAUUAUAUAUGUGUCAAAACCAUGUUAAAUCAGCUUCAUCAAUUGGUUUGUGUUCAUGAUGGUAUCAAAAAAGGAAAGAUACAGUGUAUUUUCCUCCCCCUAAAUCACUGCUGCCUGUUUUUUAAUCAUCUGGGUGAUAUGUGAGUGCUUAUAGAUUUCUUCUGCUGUGCUUUGCUGUGGUGUCUUUCCUGGUAUGGGAGCUGUGAGGGCCACUCUUAAUUCCCUGUAUCUUCCAUCUUGCCUGAUUUUAAAUUGUCCUUGUCCCAUCUUCUGGGACCUCCUUCACCAUCCAGGAACUAACAAAGAUUGCAAAUAAUUCAGCUUGCCCAGAGAGGCUGUGGGAUCUCCAUCCUUGGAGGGUUUCAAGAUGCAUUUGGAUAUAGGCCUGAGCAAUAUGGUGGGUCCCCAUAGUUGCCUGGGCUUUGAGCAGGAGGUUGGAUGAGACUUCUUGAGGUCCCUUCCCAACUCAGGAGUGAUGUGAGAACCACCUGUUCUGUGUGAAGAACGAGAUAAAACAUUUGAUGAAAGAAACAAAACAUCUGAUAAAUGGAAGCCAUGAAGAUAUCAAAGCGGUUCUUCGCUUUUGGGAUUUUGGCAUGCAUAGCUAUUUAUGUUGCAUACAUAAAAUGGCACUUGGAUUCCAAACCAGUCAUGGGAGAAACAGAAGGAGUUGCUGAAAGCAGGGGAGACAAACUGAACCAUCAGGCACUGACCACAGAUCAGUCGGUCUUUUAUGGAAUUAUGUUUGAUGCAGGAAGCACUGGAACUCGCAUUCAUAUUUUUAAAUUUACGCAGCGGCCAAAAGAGACUCCCAAAUUAACCCAUGAGACGUUUAAAGCACUGAAGCCAGGUUUAUCUGCAUAUGCCGAUGAUGUUGAAAAGAGCAGCCAGGGAAUAAAAGAGCUCCUGGAGGUGGCGAAGAAGGAAGUUCCUGUGGAGCUGUGGAAGUUUACUCCUCUGGUCCUGAAAGCCACAGCUGGCCUACGGUUGCUGCCAGGAGAGAAAGCUCAGAAACUGCUGGAUAAGGUGAAGGAGAUUUUUCAGGCCUCCCCCUUCUUCGUGAGGGAUAACUGCGUGUCAAUAAUGAAUGGAACUGAUGAAGGUAUUUCAGCCUGGAUCACAAUAAAUUUUUUAACAGGUAGCCUAGAUGAUCCACAGAAAAGAAGUGUAGGGAUGCUGGAUUUGGGUGGUGGAUCAACACAGAUCACCUUCCUUCCACGCACUGAGGCGACUCUGCAGACAUCACCAGCUGGCCAUACAACCUCAUUUCAGAUGUUUAACAACACCUACAAGUUGUAUUCGUACAGUUACCUGGGACUCGGGCUGAUGUCAGCAAGGCUUGCCAUUUUAGGAGGAGUUGAGGGAAAACCUUUAGGAGAAGGAGAGGAAUUGAUCAGCCCUUGUUUACCACCUGGCUUCAAAUCUGAAUGGCAACAUGCUGAGAUAGUGUACAAAAUUAAAGGACAGAAGGCAGGUGAGCCUCUCUAUGAGUCUUGUUCUAACAAAGUUACAAAGAUGCUCUAUAAAAAAGUGCAUAAAGCUGAGGAAGUGAAGGACUUGGAUUUUUAUACUUUCUCCUACUACUAUGACCGUGCAGCAGAGAUUGGUCUCAUAGAUAAAGAAAAAGGAGGAAGCUUAACUGUCGGUGACUUUGAAAUUGCAGCUAAAUAUGUAUGCAAGACCAUGGAAAUCAGCCUUGGAAGCAGCCCUUUUCUCUGCAUGGACCUCACAUACAUCACCUUCCUCCUGCAAGAGCUGGGCUUCCCAAAGAACCAAGUCUUUAAGCUUGCCCGGAAAAUUGACAAUGUUGAAACGAGCUGGGCAUUGGGAGCCACUUUCCAUUACAUCGACUCACUUAAUAGACUGCAGUACUAAAGCUCCUUGGAGGUGACUUUUGGGAAUCUCAGUUUUUGGAAGCCCAACAUGGGAGAAUCUGUUAAGGCCUGGUUUUGGCUUCUGGAGUCCUUUGGGAGAUCAUCAUAAACUAGGCCCCUUUCCUCCCACCCCCUGCCAAGUCCCUUCCAUCACUAGCUCUGUUUUUACAUGAAGAGUGCAGUGUAAGAAUAAGCCUUGAUUUGACAGCAUCUGCAGUCAACUUGAUGUAAAACUUGAUCAUUGUUGAAGGAAAUCCAGCACUCUGCAGGACGUCUAUGAUCUCUAUGAGAAAAACACACCUUUUUGGAAUAUGCCUGUACUGUCUGCAUUUACUGUGCUGAAGUUGCUGUAGGAAGUGGUCACUCCAGAAGGAACUCUUUACUGUCCUGAUUUCAGGGUGUUUUUUCCUGUUUGUCAACAGUUUCCAGUGAUGAUUUUUAUUUUACUACUUCUGUGUUUGAAGGUGAACUUUUGUGUGUGCAUGCGAAGACAGUGCAUUUACACAGAUGUGCUGCUGACACGCAGCAGCUUUGAAAUGUGGUGGGGAAGUCUCAACCCUGCUUUCCACUUGCUCAACUAGAAAAGCUCAGGAGCACUCUAGAAACUGGAUGUGGACUUAGAGGCAUGAACCAGAGCCUAAAUGCCCUGUAGUGUUAAAGCCUACAGCCUGAUGUUGGUUCCCUGGCUGUGGGAAGAUGGAUGGUAAAAGACGACAUCAGGUUUGCUGGAUCUAGAUGAGCAAGGCCUGGGAGUUGGGUACAGGGUUAGUGAUGGAUUUGACAGUUCCAAAGUCGCUCAGGGUAAGAUCAAUGAGCAAGACGCAGCCACAGAAAUAAACCCUGAGCACAGCUUCUUGGACCUCACAGACAUUUGUGCCUCGUCAAGGUUGAUGGAGGGCCCGGGAGGAAUGCAUUUAUGUGGUGGUUUGGGUGCCGCUUCCUGCAGACGCAUCUCACUUUGAUACGUGUGGUUGCACCGAGCCGUGGCAGGGUAGCUGCAGCGCACCCUGUACGGUGUCCUGUACGCGGGCUGGAAGGGAUCUUGGAGGCAGUGGGAGCUGGAGGUGACAUGCUGCGGUAUUUGUAAUCUAACUGUGGAAUUGUGUUGUAUUUGUAUGGAUGUUUAGAGCAGACCCGAGUGAUCUUUUGGGAGUGCGAAAGAGCCCAGCCUCCUGGAGAGCCAGCAGUGCAAGCCCCCACCCAGGGGCUCAUGGCCACAGCCUCCUCCUUCCCUGGGGGCAGGAAGAUGUGGUGUGGUGGCGUGUGGCACUGCCUGGCUGCUGGCCCUGCAGCUGAGUGUACAGGGGACACUUGAACCCCGCUGUACUGGCAAUAAAACC